This is a messenger RNA of Penicillium riverlandense, 1842 nucleotides long. RefSeq names its product cytochrome P450. The transcript has 3 exons. NCBI's taxonomy places the organism in Eukaryota, Fungi, Ascomycota, Eurotiomycetes, Eurotiales, Aspergillaceae. The record is from RefSeq and is a predicted model, not a curated record. Gene Ontology annotation, molecular function: heme binding; iron ion binding; oxidoreductase activity, acting on paired donors, with incorporation or reduction of molecular oxygen. Bases 1 to 1842 code for a protein of 613 amino acids.
AUGGACGUGGUGACAAUAUUCUGUUGGUCGGUCCUCUUCGCCAUCGCAUCGAGAUACGCAACCUGGUAUGUGUCAACAUUCCGAAAAGCACUGCACAUCGAAGGAUCGACUCCUCUGCCAAGUGUCCGGAUCUACACCCCUCGUUAUUCGCCCUUAGUUUAUGUGAUCUCGCCUUACAUCGCACCGCUGUUCCGAUACCUGCCCUUCGGCUGGGGAAAAUGGAUGCGAUAUGCCGUUCGUGACGGGACAUGGCAGCACAAGGGGAGACUGCCGCGUGAGGAGCUCGGAUCGGACGUGUACUGGAUGUUGGGACCCGGCGGUCCUCAACUAUGGGUUGCCGAUGCCGAUCUGAUCAGCGAAAUCACGCACCGAUGGAAAGACUUCCCGAAGCCUGUCAUGUACUACACGCAACUCCUUCUCUUUGGCGAGAACGUGCUCACGGCCGAAGGCCCCCUGUGGCAGUUCCAUCGGAAGAUUACAGUUCGGUCUUUCAAUCCAAAAAACAACGGCCUCGUUUUCACCGAAUCCCAAGAGCAAACCAAAGCGAUGGUCCUUUCAUGGUCCAGGGAGAGCAAGGGAAAGCGAGAGUCAGCGUCAUCCGCGAUCGUCGUCGACGAUUUAGAGAAUUCGGUCACAAAAUUGGCUCUACAUAUCAUUUCCGCUGCGGGAUUUGGCCAUCAAAUGCAAUGGCAUGGUCAUGAUUCCAAUGCAGCAGAAACUUCGACGACACAAAAUGUUACCUUCGCAGAGAGUCUGAAGACAUUUGUGGAUGAGAUUUGGUUUCUCAUGAUAUUUCCAGCGUGGUUUCUGAAGUUUUCACCCUCGGCUCAUCUACGAAGUGUCCACAAAGCGCCCGACGUUUUUGCAAGACAUGUUCAACGGGCAAUUAACGAAGCAAGAUCUGAGGAUACUAUGCAGCGAGAAUACGAAAAUCAGCAGUUACCACCACCACAACAACAACAACAACAACAACAACAACAACAACAACAAAAAUCGGCCCGGAAAAAUGAUCUGCUCAGCAAUAUGAUCAAUAGCGACGGUAUCUCCCAUGGCUCUGACAAAAGCGGUCUUAGCGACCAAGAAAUCACAGGAAAUGUCUUCAUAUUCACUCUCGCUGGCCACGAGACCACUGCAACCACGAUACAAACGGCUCUGGUCCUGUUGGCAGUGCAUCCAGAGCUCCAGCAACAGAUUCACGAGGAACUGGAUGUGAUUUACGGAGGAAAGUCGGAAGGCGAAGGACUCGUUUAUGAAACAGAUUAUCCGAAGAUGAGACGUGUUAUGGCCUUGAUGCUGGAAACCCUUCGCUUAUUCCCGGCGAUAUCCGGUAUUCCCAAAUGGACCAGCGACAAACAUCAGAUUGCGCACUACAAUGGCCAAACGUUCAAUAUACCCCCGGAUACCAGUAUUGUGCUGGACGUUGUGGCAGUCCACCGCAAUCCUCGAUACUGGGGGGAAGAUGCAAAUGUAUUUCGCCCUUCACGUUGGCACAUGGACGAGACGUACGAGCCUACGACAAACUCGGCUAGCCACUCAAAGCAUCACUCGAAUAUGUUAUGUCCCCGAAAGGGAGCUUUUGUCGUCUUCAGCGAUGGUCAUCGCGAUUGUCUGGGCAAGGGGUUCUCACAGGCGGAAUUCUGUGCGGUGAUUGCGACAUUACUGAAAGAUUACUCGGUCGAGUUGGUACCGCCCAAGGGGUCUACACCAUCCGAUGUUGUAUGGAGCACGAUGUGUCAAAACGCAUGGAAGGCUCUGGACGACAGAAGAAAUAUGACGAGCUUCAAAAUGUAUGGGAAAGUUCCUGUUCGAUUUGUUCCUAGAGGAACGGAAUGGCGUCAUUGA